This is a messenger RNA of Ylistrum balloti, 2614 nucleotides long. Its product is annotated as WD repeat-containing and planar cell polarity effector protein fritz homolog. The transcript is spliced from 28 exons. Lineage: Eukaryota; Metazoa; Mollusca; Bivalvia; Pectinida; Pectinidae. Bases 184 to 2364 code for a protein of 726 amino acids. Gene Ontology annotation, cellular component: axonemal basal plate. Gene Ontology annotation, biological process: establishment of protein localization; cilium organization; nervous system development. The record is from RefSeq and is a predicted model, not a curated record. Gene Ontology annotation, molecular function: protein binding.
UAAGAGGUAAACAAAAUUUUAGACAGAUGUUUGUUUUACAAUUUGUGAGAAGACGAUGAGUGAUCCACAUCCUUACCGUUAGAAUCAAUGCUGAUACACCAUUACAGUCAUGUAACAUCAGGCAUGUUUGACAUCACCUAUAUCCCCAGAUUUAUAAUGGACCAGACCAAGGUGUGACACACCAUGGCCACCUGCAUGGGCGAGGUUUUCACCUGGUCACUCAGGAACCAGACAGCCUUGCCAGAUGAUGUUGUUGGUAUUCACACCUACCAUGACAAACAACAAGCUUCCUCACAUAGUCAGCUGUACCUUGAGGAGAGACAACACUAUGCUGAAGGCCAGGACAUAGCAUGGACUCCUAAGAAUAAAAGACCUGAGAAGCUACGAGACACACUGAAGGAAUUAGAGGAUUUGUUGUCACAUCACAGACUAGUACAUGUCCGAUGGAGAAGUCGGCGAAUCCUUCAGGUUGUGCUGAGUAACUUGGUCAGUGUGACUUAUGUUCUGAGUGGACACAGUGGUGACCUUGACAAGGUCUUCCUCGACAAAUCAAUGAUGACCAAGGUCAACACAGAUGCAGCUUCAGAUGCGUACCUGUGUGAACAAUUCCUGAUCACAGUGUACCCCGACCGUAAUAAGCUGGAUUAUGCCUACUUUGUCAAGAGACCUCCACUAGGGGAGGCAAUCAAGCGCCUAGAAAAACUCUCUGCUUGGGAACCAAAGGUAUCUCAGGUAGAAAUUCCGGGUCCCAUUGGACGACGUCUGGAUCGGAAGCUGUCAGUCAACACCCGACAAGACACGGUGUUGGUGUGGUGGACAGCGUCCAGUGAUGAGGCAUGGCCAUGGAGCCCGAUGACCACUGAUAAGGAUAGAGCUAACCUGGUGCUUCUUUCUAUACAUGGCCCAAACAUUGGCCUUUUGACCUUCACAAGGUCGGAGUGUGACCCUAUACAUGCUGGUUUCAGUGACCUGCAACCACACAGAUUUUUCACGGUGGAGCAAGCAAUGGGGGCUGGGUCUGAAACGUCAGCUCAGAGUUGUACUUACGAGAUUAUACAGGGCAAGAUUCAGAGGACGAAUGUCACUGCUAUACAGCUGAAAGGUCACUUGACCUGUCAAGGUCGUAACCCAAGUGAGGAUAAACUUAUUCUUGGCUGUGGUGACGGAUCAGUGGUCCUCAUCGAUGACCACAGGAAGACUACCUCAGCGGUGCGGGCUGCUUUGAUCGCUGCUGAUGUUGCCUGGCAUCCCACGGGCACUGUUUUCUUCCUGAUCAGUGUACGAGGUGACAUACAGGUGUUUGACUUGGCCUUGACCUCAUUGAGAAUACAACUAGUGUCAGAGGAACCAAGCCCACAGAGAGUUCUUCCCCUUGGCAAGCUCUUCAGGGUGCCUGUGACGGUUAAAGAGCUGUGCUGGUGUUCCUUCGACCCUCAGUCUGUGGAGUGGAGUGGUGAUUACACAGACGCUAUGUUUAUUCAUUGUGACAGGGGCCCACCCUGUCUGUUCCUGCUGCACCUCGGUGUGGUCAGUAGGGAGCGUUUCUCCUGUCUUGAGCUGAUGAAGGAGUAUAUUAAACACAAUCAGAUCCCUGAGGCUAUUCUACUGCUGGAGAACAUGAACUGGGAUACUCAUGGAUCUGUUUGUUACUCCUGUCUCUCCGCAAUUGUCAACCACCUGCUACGCAAACCCCUUAAUGUAGAACGAGAAGGCCAGUUAGAAGUGAGUCUAGGGACCUUCUACAACCCUAAACGAGCGCUGUCAGAGUCUGUGAUCAUGGAUUUCAGGGACCCAAUCAGCCGACUGGCAAGGCGAUUCUUCCACCACUUACUUCGGUACUCCCGCUUUGACAAGGCAUUCCUGUUGGCUGUGGAUAUUGGAGCCAGGGACCUCUUCAUGGAUAUCCACUACAUGGCACAAGACAAGGGGGAGGUAGCUUUAGCAGAGGUUGCCAAACGUAAGGCUGACCAAAUUGAAACAGAGGCUUUAGAGUCGUUCGAUGGACUGGAUGAUGAUCUGAUAUUUAAUGGAUUCAAUGGUCAGAUACCCAAUAAUCACCAAGACAGUGGGCAGAAUGGACAGAAUUACAACCAAAGUCCAACGUCAUGGCAACCAGACUAUGCUUAUACACAAGGAUAUAGGCACCAGAACUCUGACACAGGUACCAAUAGGUACCUGCCAUAUCCAGACGAUGUCGGAGUCGAGUCGGACCUCAUACAGGACUACACAGAUGCUUUACGUAUAGACGACCCGUCCUGGAUACAUACAGCAGGGCUGCAUCACCAUCCACAGGAGGAUUCCCCAAAUCCAGAAACUGAAGAGGAUGACAACUCUGCCAAUGUGAUUCAUUUUGGAGUUGUCUGACAAUUAUAGAAUUACUGGAAGAUGUAGGGCCAUUCCAAUGUUGAAUCAUCAAGGAGUUUCUGAGAGCGAUAGUGCCUUUUUGUUACUGAAAUGGUUAUGGUGAUAUAUCAUCCUAAAUUAUAUUUAUUUUUAUCUUAGGGAAUGUUAUUAAUCUUUAUAACUACAGGUACUCAGAACAUGAUAUAACAGAAAUGGUAUUCAUCGUCUUUUCUGGUGAUAUCUUAAAUUCAACAUAGUACUAUGCAACAUG